AUUAACCCUUAUGUAAAAAUAAUACCCUUGGUUUUUUUUACUGUGUGAAAUAAAUGACAAUACAGAUUUCAACACGUAUCUACUUACAAUAUGGACAUCUCAUUUCACCAUACUUGAGGAUGGUUAUUGGAUCAAGACAGAAAGUAUCCCGUAAUACAGCAGGCACUUGUUUGUCAAAGUUCUCAACAAGAACAUUAUCACAGAAGUUCUCUAGGUCAACACAAACAUUGUCACAGAAGUCAUAUAGCUGUUAUUUUCUGACACAUAAACUAGUACAGAAGCAAACAUUACUAUCAAUAAAUCUACCAGCAACUGUAAGACAAUCUCUACAAUGUUUAUCCACAGAACCAAAUUUUGAGCAAUUUAUUAUACAAAGUGAGAGUGAUUUUGAUAAGAAAGUUUUAGAGAGUCCAAUACCAGUUGUAGUUUAUUUCUUUACAAGAACUUGUGUUCCAUGUGCAGUAAUGGCACCAAGGCUUGAAGACAUUAUAGUUUCCUAUGGAACAGCCAUAAAUUAUUUUAAAGUUGAUGUAGACAGCCACAGAACUUUGGCUAAGACAUAUGUACAGGGUAAAUCCGGGGUCAAGGUUAUGCCAACCCUAAUUGGAAUGAAGAAUGGACAAGUUGUUAGUAAGAUUCGAGGACUAAAAAGUGAGGAACAAAUAAAAAAAUUUGUAGACAAUUUAGUGAUAUGAAAAAGCACUUUAAAUCUCUGUUGCCAAUAUAUGUUUAUAGUUUUGUGUAAAAUAAACUUGUUAUUUUUAUAA
This is a messenger RNA of Mytilus californianus (California mussel), 767 nucleotides long. RefSeq names its product thioredoxin, mitochondrial-like. The record is from RefSeq and is a predicted model, not a curated record. Gene Ontology annotation, molecular function: oxidoreductase activity. The transcript is spliced from 4 exons. Gene Ontology annotation, cellular component: cytoplasm. Bases 54 to 695 code for a protein of 213 amino acids. Lineage: Eukaryota; Metazoa; Mollusca; Bivalvia; Mytilida; Mytilidae.